AUUCCACAGUGAGAUGAAUAAUGGCCUCGACAGGCCAGCGAGCAUUCGCUCAAAAAUUAAAUAAACAAGGUGCAGCCGAAGUGAGAAAAGCAGUGUCAUCAACAGUAUAUGCCCCAUCAGAUCUAGCUAGAAGUGUCAGUGGGUUAAAUCUUACUGUGCCACUAAGUGACGUUGUAGAUCCACCAGAAUAUGAAGAAUUUGUCCUACAGAACCAAUGUACAGUAGAAAGAGAUCCACAUAGAGAUCUUAUAUUAUACCCUGAUAAUGAUGAUGUUGAUGUCCAUUUCUUGCCAAAAAGAUGCAGGACUAUCAGUCAUAUUGUUCCAGAAAUUGGGGCUGAGACGGAUACGCAUGUAUUUGACUUUGUACGGAGGUACACUGCUGAUUAUACUGUAGUCUCUAGAAGAUACCAGAGGUACAGUUCCAGUGUGUGUAGUAAGGAAAAGUUAACAGAUAGAGAUGGAUUGGAUCAACAGCAAUAUGAAGUAGAUGUUGAAGAUUCUAUGCCACAACCAGAAAAAGAUGUUAGUUUAAAAAGGCAAUCCAUCCACAUGAAUGACACACCACGUGGAAGUUGGGCCAGUAGUAUAUUUGAUCUGAAACAAUCACAAGCUGAUGUAUUACUACCUAACCUGUUUGAACAGAUGUCUUAUGAACAAGUAGACAAACAGAACGAGGACCAACGACAACAAAACAGAUUAGAUUCCUUGUUCAGCAUGUAUGAAAUACCAGAUGAGGAGGAAAAGAUAGAAAGAAGACCCCCAGCUGUUGUUCCACAAGAACAUUUUGGACACAGGAUAUUAGUUAAAUGUCUUAAUCUGAGAUUAGAGUUAGAAUUUGAACCAAUAUUUGCCUGUAUGGCUUUAUAUGAUUCUAAAGAAAAAAAGAAGAUAUCAGAAAACUUUUACUUUGACAUGAACUCUGACAAUCUAAAGAAUAUGAUAUCAAAUCAUGUACCAAAGCAGGACGUGUCUACCCUGAGUAGGAGCUGUGUAUUAAGUCUUACAUAUCCUUCACCAGAUGUUUUCCUAGUCAUUAGGCUUGAGAAAGUGUUACAACAAGGAGACAUUGGGGAAUGUGCUGAUCCAUAUCUAAAGGAAGAUAAGACAAAAGAAGAGAAACACAGAGGGAAUGCUAUGCAGUUUUGUGAUAGACUUGGUAGAUACAGGAUGCCAUUUGCUUGGACAGCUAUAUAUCUGAUGAACAUUGUAACUGGAGCUAGCAGUAUGGAGAGAGAGUCGUCAGUUGAUAAAUUUGAUCAAGAUCUUUCUAGAACAUCCAGCCUGGACAGAAGAAGUAGCUCCAGUUUACCAGGUCAAUAUGACAGUUUCAGGAAACGUAACCGUGAGGAUAGUAUUUCAAGGAGAGGCUCAUUUGAUAGAGGUCGUACAGGGUAUGAGAGAAGAGGUGGUUCACCAGAUGAUUACGGGUCAAGUUUAGAUAAUUUCAAACCAGUAACAUUAACUGUCUCUAGUUUCUUUAAACAGGAAGGGGACAAAUUGAGUGAUGAAGAUCUGUACAAAUUUUUGGCUGAUCUCAAACGCCCAUCAAGUGUGCUUAAACGAGUCAAAUGUCUACCUGGUACUCUGAAGUUGGACAUCUCUCCCUGUCCAGAGGAACCAAGAUAUUCCCUGACCCCUGAACUUUGGAAGGUUGAACCUUACCCUGACGACAAGAGUCGACCAAUCAAAGAAAUCCUUGAGUUCCCAUCACAUGAAGUUUAUGCCCCAUUCACUAUUUACAGGAAUAUGUUGUAUGUCUAUCCAAAAAGUCUGAAUUUUGCGAAUCGUCAAGGCUCUGCCAGAAACUUAGCAGUAAAAGUGCAGUUCAUGGCAGGUGAAGAAGAAAGUUGUGCCUUACCUGUGAUUUUUGGUAAAUCCGGAGGACCAGAGUUUGUAAGAGAAGCAUACACACCUGUCACUUAUCAUAACAAGACUCCAUGUUUCUAUGAUGAAGUCAAGAUCAAACUCCCAGCUAAGCUGACAGAAGCCCACCAUUUAUUAUUCACAUUUUAUCAUAUCAGUUGUCAGAGUAAGAAAGGUGAAGUGGGACCAGUAGAACUUCCUGUUGGGUAUACAUGGUUACCUUUGUGUAGAAAUAGCAAACUGUUGACAGGAGAAUUCAAUCUUCAUGUGUCUAUAGACAGACUACCAGCUCAUUACCACAACUUGUACCCAGAUCCUCAUUUGCCCUCAAUGAAGUGGGUUGAUAAUCACAAAGGAGUAUUUAACAUUGCUAUCCAGGCUGUAUCAUCAAUUCAUACACAGGAUGAUUAUUUGGAGAAAUUCCUCAAUUUAACCAGGCAUGCACAAGAACAGAAACUACCCAUGAUGAAAACUGAACUGCAAUUUGAAACUGAUCUGAAAAUGAGCCUUAUAGAGCUGCAAAAAGUCAGAGGAGAAAAUCUUAUACAAUUUCUACCACUGGUUAUGGAUAAAUUGAUUCUAUUGAAUGUUCGUCCACCUGUCUUGGGUGGCCAGUCAGUAAAUAUAGGUCAGCCAGCCUUUGAAUCCAUGGCCAAUGUUGUAAAGAAAGUACAUGAGAUUCUUGAGGAUAAGAAUGAUCAUAAUGGAAGGAAUGCUCUGUUGGCUUCAUACAUCCAUUAUACUUGUUCUCUGCCUCAUCCUGGUCUUGUUCAUCAAUCUUCAUCCAUAAAUUUUGCCAGUCUAGCCAAUGCUUCUGGUUAUAAUACCCUUGGAAGACCUUCAUCUUUACCUCUUAGUCGACAGAACUACCAAAGAUCUACCAGUAACCCUGACCUGGCAGGCAGUACUCCAACGUCACCUGAUGCUGAAGUGGGCAAUUUCUUGGGUCGUUAUAUGGAUAGAGGAGGAAGCAUGAGAGGAGAAGAGUUAGCUCAGCAAAUGUUUGGAUCCAGAACUGCUGCCAAAAAGUUUGUACAUGAAGAAUUGGCACUACAGUGGUCAGUUUUGAGUGGACCCAUCAGGGAGACUGCUAUGACAUAUUCCUGGUUCUUUUUUGAGCUGAUGAUAAAGAGUAUGGCUGAACAUCUAGCAAAGUGUGACAAACUAUCAGCACCCAGGCAAAUGAGAUUUCCAGAGUAUUUUGAGGAUGAUUUGAAGAAUCUCGUCAGAAUGUUUGUUAGGGAUAUAGUUGAUAAAUAUGAUAAGGAUCCAUCAUUAGUGAAGAGUUUAAAUACAAGUCUGGCAUUCUUCCUGCAUGACCUGUUGACCUAUAUGGACAGAUUUUUUGUCUUCCAGCAGAUACAUUUCUAUUGCAGAACUCUUGGUGACAAAAUGAGGAACCUAGCUGAAUCUACAUCACUGAUUCUACUCAAGUUAGAUUUCAUGAGAGUUGUAUGUAGUCAUGAACAUUACUUUCCUUUAAAUUUACCAUUUGGAACCCCUCUGACUCCAUCAGCCAAUUCAUCAAGUCCUACUCCCAGUAUUUCCAGUAUAACAUCGUCGUCAUCAUAUGCCUCCACCAGUACAUUGACAGACAAGGGAAGGUUCUAUGAAUUAACUAUAGAAUUCAGACAGCAACAUUUCCUGCUUGGGAUUGUGUUAUCAGACUUGUCAGUUAAUCUAGAUAUACAUAAUCCUGCCAUUCAUCCAAAGUCCAUCAAUGUGUUGAGAAAUCUGUUGUUGAACCACGACUUAGAUGUGAGGUAUACAGACCCAGAGAUGAAGGCCAGACUUGCUGCUCUGUACAUGCCAGUUAUAGGAAUUGUUAUCGAUUCAUUACCACAGCUAUGGGACCCAAAUGUUGAAGGUCGCCUCAAAAGCUUUAACUUUGAAUCUGAUGCAGAUAAGAUUAAUCAGCAUAUUGCUAUGGAGAUAGCUGGUUCUAGUGUAUUUGCAGGACGAGUGCAGGAAAGUCCUUCCUAUGAUGGGUCAAAGCCAAGAAAGUGUAAUCUGAAUGCAGAAUCUACAAGAAAUCUUCUGAUCUGUUUUAUGUGGGUGAUUAAGAACGUUGACCAGUCAGUACUACGUCAGUGGUGGUCAGAUAUGGACGUGGGUGUACUACAACAAAUACUGGACGUUAUUUAUUAUGUUGUAUCAAACUUUGAGUAUAGGGGAAAGAAAAGCUUAGCUCAGUAUUCUCAGCAGACAUUAAAGAAAAGUGUGGAUAUGAAGUCAAGGUUAGAGGAAGCCAUACUUGGUAGUUCUAAUGCUCGUAUGGAAAUGAUGAGAAGACGUCAAAAUUCUUCAGCAUCAUUGGCAGGAAUAGCAGGUGGUCCAGGGGAUAGAACACCACCUCUAGCAAAUGUUUUAGGUAUAACAGAGUCAGGAGGUAGACUCAGAUGGAGAAAGGACCAACUUCUAUAUAAGCCAACUGUAGAACAACCAGAUAUGUCAAAGCCAAGAGAUGUUGAAGCUGAUGCUCAUAUUGAGGGGAAUCUAGCUGCAGAAAUCAGUAUGACCUGUCUAGAUACGAUAGAACUCAUUACACAGAUUGCCAGAGCAAAUGGUCACAAUCAGAUAUUGAGCAGUGCCUUGAGAGUAUUGUUACAUAGUUUUGGUCUGAAUCAGAGUACUUUAGUCUUACAGAAUAUGUUUGCUUCUCAGAGGGCACUCGUCACAAGGUACUUGGAUCCAUUAUUUGAAGAGGAAACAGAACAAUGUGCUGAUUUAUGUCUUCGUCUGUUGAAACAUUGUAGCUCCUGUAUUGGCAGUAUCAGAUCUCAAGCUAGUGCCUCACUGUAUAUGUUGAUGAGACAGAAUUUUGAACUCGGAAAUAAUUUUGCCAGAGUAAAGAUGCAGGUGACGAUGUCUCUGAGUUCAUUGGUAGGACAGAACCAAAACUUUGAUGAAGAAUAUCUACGCAAAUCAUUGAAAACUAUUCUUACUUAUGCUGAAUCAGAUUAUGAUCUACAGGAUACAACCUUCCCUGAACAGGUUAAAGACUUGGUGUUUAAUCUCCAUAUGAUUUUAUCUGACACAGUAAAGAUGAAGGAGUUCCAGGAAGAUCCAGAAAUGUUACUGGAUCUUAUGUAUCGUAUAGCUAAAGGAUACCAGAACUCUCCUGAUCUCAGACUUACAUGGCUGCAGAAUAUGGCUAGCAAACAUAGUGAGAGAAGUAAUCAUGCUGAAGCAGCUCAUUGUUGUUGUCAUGCUGCAGCUUUAAUAGCAGAAUACCUCAAUAUGAUAGAGGAUAAACCUUACUUACCUGUCGGCUGUGUGGAUUAUCAGAAAAUAACAUUAAAUGUAUUAGAGGAAAGUGCUGUCUCAGAUGAUGUUGUCUCCCCUGACGAGGAAGGGAUCUGUACGGGAAAAUACUUCACAGAGAGUGGACUUGUUGGUCUCAUGGAACAGGCUGCUAGUUCAUUCACAAUGGCUGGUAUGUAUGAAGCAGUUAACUUGGUAUAUAAAAUACUGAUUCCUAUUCAUGAAGCUCAUAAUGAAUGUAAGAAACUGGCACAGAUCCACCAAAAGUUACAUGAUGCUUUCCAGAAUGUUACUCUACAGGAAGGGAAGAGAAUAUUUGGUACCUACUUUAGAGUUGGAUUUUAUGGUCAUAAGUUUGGAGAUCUUGAUGGUGAAGAAUUUAUUUACAAAGAACCAGCUAUUACCAAAUUACCAGAGAUAUCUCACAGACUUGAGAGUUUCUAUGGUGACAGAUUUGGGGAGGAAUUUAUACAUAUAGUAAAAGACUCCAACACAGUAGAGAGAGAUAAAUUAGAUCAAAACAAGGCUUACAUACAGAUCACCUAUGUGGAACCAUACUUUGACUUGUAUGAGAAGAGAAAUAAAACUACGUACUUUGAACAGAACUACAACAUCAAGAGAUUUAUGUAUGCCACACCUUUUACACUGGAUGGCCGAGCUCAUGGAGAACUGGUAGAACAGUACAAAAGAAAAACCAUACUAACAACACUUCAGACCUUCCCAUACAUUAAAACAAGACUGUCUGUCAUCAGCAGGGAACAGGUUAUACUAUUGCCAAUUGAGGCUGCUAUUGAAGACAUACAGAAAAAGACCAAAGAACUGGAUAUAGCUACAAAGGGACAAGAUACAAAAAUACUUCAAAUGGUGUUACAAGGCUGUAUUGGGACCACUGUUAAUCAGGGUCCAGUGGAAGUGGCCAUUGUCUUCCUGAAAGAGGUGAUACAGAAACCUGAUCAAGUCACUAAACAUCAUAAUAAACUCAGACUAUGUUUCAAAGAUUUUCUUAAAAAAGGAUAUGAUGCUCUUCAUAAGAAUAAAAACUUAAUCAAGCAUGACCAGAAAGAAUAUCAGAGAGAACUGGAGAGGAACUAUCAUGAAAUUAAAGAAAAACUCAAUCCACUAAUUUCAUCUAAGACUACUACAAUAAAACGAUCAAAGCACCAUAGAAGAACAAACAAAGAAUCUCCAACCAAACAGAAGUCAAUAGUGUAAACAGUAUCAAUAAGAUGGGCCAGUGCAAAAUCAUAUUGACUUUAUAUAUGGACUAGUCAGAACAGUUGUAGUUAGUUCAUUCAUUUAAAUAGUAAAUUGAUCUUAGUCAGUCAUUUGAAUUGUAUCUUUGAAGUUACAGAUCUGACACAUUUUAUAUAAUUUGAAAAUGUAUGUAAUGUUACAUUAUUAAAAUGAAAUAAGUUAUUAACAUAUAGAAAUAUAUCUUCAUUUGUUGUAUACCGGUAAAGCUUUUGUUAAAGCAUUUAUCCUGCUGGUAAAUCUCGGAACUGGCUAUAAACAAAUGUUUUUCUUAUUUGCGAUGUACAAAUAAUUAUUGAAAAUAUGUCAUUUCCUAUCAUAGUAUACACACUUUAUAUGUCAUAACAAUCCCAUUGACUGUUAGAGGUAAAUAAUAAUUGGUAUAUUUAUUAUAGAGCAUUUCACUAUCUCUUUGUAUUAAUAUAAAGCAUUCUUCCAUCAGUUUUGAAAAAAUCGGCAGUUUUGUUUAUACUUUUUUUUAAUGCAAAAAAAGAAUAAUCAUACAAGAACAAAUGCUAGUAUUAAAUGAUUUUAUUCAAAUUUAUUGUCAAGUUGUUUAAAUUGAUCAAACUUUUAACUAAUAAAAACUUGAGGCUUGAACAAUUUAACAUCCUUUUGAUAAACAAUUUCCCUUUAUGAUUGGCAUUUAAAUGAAGAAGAAAAAUCAAAAUAAUUUUUUUAGAUUGAAUCUUUUUAUUUACUUGGGUUAUUACUGUCAUCUGUAAAAACUGCGUAUUUUCUUUUGCAGAAUGUUAAUUUUUCUAAUUUUGUUUUAUAGUUUUAUAUCAUAUGUAAGUGACAUUUGAUAGAUAUAUACACAAAAUCAUGGUGUAAAUUUGAUUUUACUACCAGUAUUGUGAUUCACAAUGUACAGAAAAAUGAAAGUUUCAAUCUUUUAACAACAGUAAAUACAAGGUUAUACUUUUUAUACUGUUAGCUACUAAAAUAAAAAAAAAGUUUACUGAUGAAACUCAGCUCUACAUGUUCAGUCUUAUAAUUCUGUGUUAAUUAAAAUGUAUUUAAAGUAAACAGAACCAAAGGAGGAUUUAAUGAAGGUACAUAUAUACUAGUAGUUAAUGCAUAAUCUUUUAACAAGUCCUGUACGUUGUCUUGUUGACAGCACCUUUUUUUUUCAAAACCCUGGAUCUGCAUCUGAGAAGUAUAAUAUUUUUCAUUUUAUUUCCAUAUAUUCAUCCAUUUAUAGUACAAGAUAAUUCUGACUUCAUCAGCCAUGAACAUUUGUUAUGAAGAAUUACAUGUCAGUCAUAUUAUGUUGUGCUGAUGUUUUAAUUUUUACCUAGUGAUCAAAAUUAAUUAUUUGUUAUAUUUGUUGGUAUUUUGUUAUUUACUGUGAUUUUAGAAAAGUGCAAUAAACAUUGUAGAUAGAUCUGUUUUAUACUGCUUGUAGAAUGAACUUGCCAUGCUUUAAUAAAGUAUUAGAAAAUCUUUA
This is a messenger RNA of Mytilus californianus (California mussel), 7830 nucleotides long. Its product is annotated as dedicator of cytokinesis protein 7-like. Gene Ontology annotation, biological process: positive regulation of GTPase activity; small GTPase-mediated signal transduction. The transcript has 47 exons. The coding region runs from base 21 to 6341 and encodes 2106 amino acids. NCBI's taxonomy places the organism in Eukaryota, Metazoa, Mollusca, Bivalvia, Mytilida, Mytilidae. The record is from RefSeq and is a predicted model, not a curated record. Gene Ontology annotation, molecular function: guanyl-nucleotide exchange factor activity.